GUCGACUACUGUACUCAACAAGCGCUUUCCAAUAUGGUUUCGAGCAAGAUAAUACUUGCUGUUUUUGCUCUAUUGAUGCUAGCAUGUACUGCAUCUGCUCAGUACUACGGAGGCAUGUACGGAAUGAACUACUACCCAAGACGUCGUCGCCCAUACUAUCCUGGGAUGUACGGAGGCUAUGGAAUGGGUGGAAUGAUGCCAUACGCUAAA
Molecule: messenger RNA, 210 nt
Organism: Cylicocyclus nassatus
Lineage: Eukaryota; Metazoa; Nematoda; Chromadorea; Rhabditida; Strongylidae
Source: the annotation of a GenBank genome assembly